UCACCGCAACUUUACGUUCUUGGGCUUUGCCAGGUUAGUCGACCUGCUGCUAUCGCCGGAGGAACCGGCCGACGAGUUUGCUUCGCUUUAAAGACUGUAUUUGUGCGUAUCGCUAUACUAACGGGACGCCCAGGCUUUUAUGCAACCUGGUGGCCCAGGUUGAAAAGCGCCUGACACCCCAGCGAUUAAUCGGUGCAAAUCUUCACGGCUUGGAUCUUUCAUUUGUAUGGCUUUUGCCGGAAGCACCCGGCGUAUGCCCGUGCUUGUGCGGACGUUAAGUGAGUUGUUUGAAAUUGCCACUUUUCCUCCUGCUGCUCGCUCUGUGAGCACAGAAAGAUGUCCGGGACGGAUAAGGUGCCCAGUCAGGUACUUGUCGUCAUGUGGAAUUUUGAUGACUAGGGCUCCAAGAAUGCUCAGCUCUCAAGAUGUAGAGCUGACACCCACUCAUCACAGAAGACAUUUUAUUAGCCUUAGCAAUAAGAGGAAGGAAUACUCUGAGAGAAGGAUAAUAGGGUAUUCAAUGCAAGAGAUGUAUAAUGUCGUAGCCAACGUGGAUGACUACAGAUAUUUCGUGCCUUGGUGUAAGAAGUCCCAGACCAUCUUGAGAAGGUCAGGCCAUGCCAGAGCUGAGCUUGAGGUGGGCUUCCCCCCUGUAACUGAGCGCUACACAUCUAUGAUCAGCUCUGUCCGCCCGCACCUCGUCAAAGCGGUGUGUACCGACGGCAAACUCUUUAAUCACUUGGAAACAAUAUGGCGCUUCAGUCCUGGUAUUCCAGGUUACCCCCGUACCUGCACAGUCGAUUUCUCUAUCUCGUUUGAGUUCCGCUCCCUGAUACACUCUCACCUGGCAACGGUCUUCUUUGACGAAGUGGUGAAGCAGAUGGUGGCCGCUUUCGAGCGCAGGGCGCACCACCUGUAUGGACCCGACACCCCCAUCCCACGAGAGCUCCUGUUCCAUAAGAUCCAUCAAACGUGACGGUCACAUGAUCUUAUGGAACAUUACGCAAUCACCACAAGUCUCAAAUCUAUUCAGGUUGCAUGUCGGUAACUGUAUGCACUAGACUGUGAUGGACUUGCAACUCUUUACCUCACACAGGGUGGUUCCACUCUGCAAGUCCUAGGUAUGAUGCCUCGCUGAGUAAGCACUUCAGCUAACUUGGUUUCCCAAACCCUGGAAAUGAUGAAUUCUGAGCUCAACAUAAUGGAUUAUGAACUGUGCUAAAAAUGCAAUGUGGAGUGAAGAUCUUUAUAAAGUCUGUGGCAUCUUUGCAUUACACAUGAUGCAACUUCAAGGGUUUUUUUUUUUUUUUUUUUUUUUAAUACUUUGGUUUAAAGUAGGCCUAGGCUGCUGCAGUGUUCAAUGUGCAAAUAAUGUGAAAUUAUCAGCUGCAAAAUCACACUCUACGGUCACAAAUUUCACACUCUAAGCUCAUUACAGUGAAGUGAGAAAUGUUUGUAGCAAUGUUCAUUUAUUGUUCGUAUAGUAGUAUUGCAGCAAGUUAUACUAGAAAUAUUUGGCAUAUUUUUCUUCCAAUGACAUGCCCAACUAAAAUCGUAGGGUUUAAAUAAAGGUCCACUGAUGUUUAA
Molecule: messenger RNA, 1587 nt
Organism: Electrophorus electricus (electric eel)
Lineage: Eukaryota; Metazoa; Chordata; Actinopteri; Gymnotiformes; Gymnotidae
Gene: coq10a
Product: coenzyme Q10A
Biological process (GO): cellular respiration
Cellular component (GO): mitochondrion
Molecular function (GO): ubiquinone binding
Source: RefSeq, a predicted model, not a curated record